Molecule: messenger RNA, 836 nt
Organism: Gossypium raimondii (Peruvian cotton)
Lineage: Eukaryota; Viridiplantae; Streptophyta; Magnoliopsida; Malvales; Malvaceae
Product: ras-related protein RABA6b
Exons: 2
Coding region: 159-809 (216 amino acids)
Cellular component (GO): endosome
Molecular function (GO): GTPase activity; GTP binding
Source: RefSeq, a predicted model, not a curated record
AGCAAGCAGCCAAAUAAUAUGUCUUUUUACCUAUGUUUUCACAUGUAAUUAUAAACACACUCACGAAAACAAAUAGAAAAAAAGAACUCAAUUUCUCUUUGUGUUUUUUGGCUCUCUUUUAAUUUCUUUUUAGCUUUGCUCUGCUUUUUAAUUCAUGUAUGGCUUAUUCAUAUGAUGAAGAGUGUGAUUACCUGUUCAAAGCUGUGUUGAUCGGUGAUUCCGCGGUCGGGAAAUCGAACCUUCUCUCGCGGUUCGCUACUGAUGAGUUCCGGUUGGAUUCGAAGCCGACGAUCGGAGUUGAAUUUGCUUACCGGCAUGUUAAGAUCGGCGAUAAGGUUAUCAAGGCUCAAAUAUGGGAUACCGCCGGCCAAGAAAGAUUCAGAGCAAUUACAAGUUCAUACUAUCGAGGAGCAUUAGGUGCAGUGCUAGUGUACGACAUAACCCGAAGAACAACCUUCGAGAACGUGAAGAAAUGGAUGCACGAGCUAAGAGAGUUCGGUAAUUCGGAUAUCGUAGUCGUUCUUGUUGGAAACAAAUCUGAUCUCACCCAAUUCCGGCAAGUCAGCGAAGAAGAAGGAAGGAAUCUAGCAGAGUCCCACGGUUUGUUUUUCAUGGAAACAUCAGCUCUGCAAAAUUUGAACGUGGAAGAAGCAUUUUUACGAAUGAUCACAAAAAUUCAUGAAAUCACGAGUAAAAAAUAUUUAGAUUCUAAAUUAAAUGAUAAUAUUGGUAGUCUUAAAGGUGGAAAAGAAAUAAUCAGCCUUGAUGAAGUUACUGCAACGAAACAGUCAAAUAAUUGUUGCUACUAGUUUUUAGAUAUUUUUAUUUGCAAUUUA